AUGAACGCCAUAUACUUGAUGUUGGUUGAAGUCACCGACCGUCCCGAUCCGCCCGGUCGUCCGAUUGUGCAAGAUCAGAAUGUCGAUUCAGUGCGUCUUCUUUGGGCGACUUCAAUGCAAGACGGCGGAAGCGCUGUUCGAAAUUACACAGUUGAAAUGCGCAAAGAAUCACAAGAUGAAUGGACAAAAGCUGAAGUUACAAAGCAAGCGUUCACGACGCUGUUCAAUCUGCAGCCUGGACAAACGUACAGGUUCCGUGUGCGUGCGGAUAACAUGCUUGGCAUAAGUGAACCGUCUGAGGAAUCUGAAUCGGUGUUUAUACCAGAUGUGACCCGGACAGUUGCGGAACCAAGUGCCAAAGACAGGAGGGCAUCCGAAACACCGGAAUCGCUUGAUUAUGAUCGUAUGGUGACCGACAUCAAAUCCACAGAUUAUAGAACGAUUGAUGUUAAUAGAUUGCCAAACGAUCUUCAGGCUAAGUAUAUAAUAUGUGAAGAACUUGGACGUGGAGCAUACGGUACUGUCUAUCGUGCAAUUGAGAAGUCAACAGGUAAGACUUGGGCUGCAAAAAUGGUGCAAGUGAGACCAGGCGUUAAGAAGGACGCUGUUCUACAUGAGAUCAACAUUAUGAAUCAGUUACAUCACAAUAAGCUACUCAAUUUGCACGAGGCUUUCGAUCUUGGCAACGAGAUGUGUCUCAUUGAAGAAUUUGUAUCUGGUGGCGAACUAUUUGAUCGAAUUCUCGAGGAUGAUUCAUUGAUGUCAGAAGAUGAAGUACGUAAUUAUAUCCAUCAGAUUCUGCUCGGUGUACAACAUAUGCACCAGAAGGAUAUCGUCCAUCUUGACUUAAAGCCCGAAAAUAUUCUGCUGAAAUCGAAGGAUAGCACUGAGAUCCGAAUUAUCGAUUUUGGACUGGCCAGAAAGCUGGAUCCGAAAAAGACCGUGAAACUCUUAUUUGGUACUCCAGAAUUCUGUGCACCCGAAGUGGUCAACUUCCAACCAGUCGGCUUAAGCACCGACAUGUGGACGAUUGGCGUGGUUACAUACGUGCUACUCUCUGGGUUGUCGCCAUUUUUGGGUGAUACCGACGAGGAAACACUGGCCAACAUUUCGGCGGCUGAUUGGGAUUUCGAUGAUGAAGAAUGGCAAGACGUCUCUCCAAUGGCGAAAGAUUUUAUUAGCCGUUUGAUGGUCAAAGAUAGAAGAAAACGUCUUACUGUAGCCGAAGCUCUAUCGCAUCCAUGGAUAACGAAGGCACAACCAGAGGUGGAGCGUUCAAGGAUAUCGUUGCGGCAGAAGCGUGAUUUCUUUGCACGUAAACGUUGGAGUGAUGAGCUGGUGCCGAUUGGACGACUCGCAAAACGUGGCGCAAUAUUCAGACGCCUCUCAAUGGAUGGCGUUUUCGAACGAAGCAUUAAAUUCGAUACCGAUUAUGCACCAACUGUUAAACGUCGUCUUGAAGACAUAGUCGCUAAUGUCGGCGAUUUGAUAGCCACUCUAUCUUGUGAGGUAGACGGUGUACCAACGCCUCGAAUAAAAUGGUUCAAAGACGAUGAAGAGCUAAAAAUAGCCGCAGAAAAGUACACAUCAUCGUUCAAAAAAGGCGUGGUGGAAUUAGACGUGAAGAAUAUCGAAAAGUCCGAUGAAGGUACCUACACCAUGCGUGCCACAAAUGAAAUUGGCUCAGUGGAAAGUAAAGCGAGUCUUGUCGUUGAGGAAGUUAAAAAGAAGAAGAAAAAGAAGGAUGAUGAGAAAGAACCGGAACGGGAAGAGAUUGUCGGUAGUGCGCCCACUUUCCAUUAUCAAUUAACUGAUCAAACUGUGAAACUCGGUCAUCCGGCUAUUUUAACGGUGACGAGCACGACACUACCCGAACCUGAGGUAGAAUGGUUCCACGAUACGGCACCUGUUGACAUCAACAAUCCCAAAUACGCAUUCCGACAUAACAAAGGUCGCUGUGAACUGGAGAUUCUUUCUUGUGAAGCCACAGAUGAUGGCAAUUGGAAAGUGGUUGGAAAGAAUGCGUUUGGACGAUGCGAAAGCAGUUGUAAAUUGACCGUUGAAAUACCGAAAGAUAUUAAAGCACCUGAAUUUAUGAAACUCCUCAAAGACAUUAAAUGUACCGAAAGAGAAAUGCUUGAAUUGGAAACAACGGUUGAUGCCAAACCAACGCCUGAGAUUGUGUGGUACCGUGAAAACAAAGAGCUAUACGAUUGUGAUCGAUACAAGAUCAAAUUCGAUGAUCGUUGUCAAAAGUAUUCGCUAACAAUCGUAAACGCUUAUGCUGAAGACAGUGGCAGCUAUCGCUGUGUAGCUACGAAUCUCGCCGGUUCUGCUGAAACUUCAUGCGUGAUAAACAUCGAAGAGCCAGAAAAGUCGUCUGUACGACAGCAGAUUGAUGAAAGUAAAGCGCCACGCUUCGAGAUGCCAUUAACGAAUCGUGAAAUUCCAGAAGGUUUCGAGCUGACGCUUGUAUGCGCCGUAACUGGAACUCCAUCUCCAACGGUUACAUGGAUGCGAAACGGCAAACCAAUAAAACCAGAUGAUUGUGAAACCAAGUUCGAGAAUGGCGUCUGUACGCUAAUGCUUUCAACAACCACAUCGAAAGAUGCUGGCGAAUAUACAUGUCUUGCAGAGAAUUGCCAUGGCUCAGCCAAAUCUACAAGCAACGUGAAGAUUCAACCAUUUGAAUCAGUCAACAUCAAACCAUCGUUCAAAGAGCAGCUGAUCGACGUGUCAGCAAUCGAAGGUUCUGAGAUAGCGCUAGAAUGUAAAGUGAUCGGAACACCAGCCCCACAAAUAACAUGGUAUAAGGAUGGCUUGAAGUUGCUGCUCGAGAACAGAAUGUUGCAAUAUACCGACAGAAAAGGUUUGUCGAGGUUGAAUAUAAUGAAUGUUGUGAUGAACGAUGCGGGUGAAUACUCAUGUGAAGCGGUCAAUCCACUCGGAAAAGACUUCACGCAUUGUAAUGUCAACAUUGUUGAUAUGGGUCAAAGCAAUAUACGCCGUUCGCCAACAAAAUCCAUUACUCAUAGUCCAUCACCAGUACGAGUAUCACCUCAAAAAGAAGUCCAGAAACCACCUGUCAUAACUCGACCGUUGAAUGAUGCUACAGUUGAUGGCAAUCCGAAGCCAUUUGUUGAAUGGUAUUUGGAUGGCAAAUUGGUUGCGGAAAGUCGAACGUUGAGAACGUACUUUGAUGGACGUGUCGCCAUGUUGAAAAUCUAUGAGGCACACGAAGUUCAUCAAGGACAGUAUUUGUGUCGUGUUACCAAUGACCUGGGAACGGUUGAAACGCGAUGCACUGUUAUCGUUCAACAACAACCGGGUCAAGACGAUCACGUACAGAACAUGCCUAAGUUUGUCAAGAAAUUACAAAGCGUUAAAGUGAAAAAUGAAGGCGAUUCAAUUGCACUGACUUGUCAAGUGCACGGAAUGCCUCAACCUGAUGUCCAGUGGUUAUUCAAUGGUCGAGCUAUUCACGAGGAUAGCAGUGCUCGCUCGAGGGCAUUUGAUGACGGUGUAUGUGCACUUGAAAUUGCAAAUUUAACACCAGAACGUUGUGGUACGUACACGGCAGUCGCACAUAACAUCUACGGCGACGCACAUUCAAACGCUGAAGUGUCUCUUAUCAAUAAAGAACCGGUACAUGCUGCUGUCUCAGCGCCUCAGUUCGUUGUUCCGCCCCCGACUGAUAUCUCAGUAGAACAAGACGGUGUGCUGUGCAUCGUCUGUGACAUCAGUGGUCGACCAGAACCAGAAGUGAAAUGGUUGAAAGAUGAUAAGGAGCUGGAUAAGAAUAAGCUAACGAUCAAAAAAGAUGGCAUCAGCCAUCAAAUGGUUAUUGCAAAGGUGACCGCUGAAGAUCAGGGAAAAUACGCGGUGGUUGCUGAGAAUGAAAAGGGCUUAGCCGAAACAACUGUCAUGGUCAAAGUUGUGGAUAAAAAGCGAGAGGAAGUAGCGAAGCCCUUGAAGAGAAAGAUUUCUCCACCGAACGCUCCAAGCGAAGAGCCAUUGUGCACUGAGAUCACUACAAAUACUCUUAUCGUUCGUUGGUGCAAACCAACUGACGAUGGAGGUGCAACUACCGAAGAAUAUAAAGUGGAACAGCGAAGACCUGAUGAACGUGAAUGGUCAGAACUCGGUCAUAGUCCAACAACCGAAUACAAUGUCAAGAAUUUACAACCUAACACUGAAUAUCUCUUCAGAGUAUCAGCAAAGAAUAAGGCCGGUUAUGGUGACUAUGCAACCAUGUCAUCACCAGCCAAGACACUGUCUGCUGGCAGUAAACCACUGUUCAAAAAGGCGUUCGACUCGAUCAAGUUCGUCAAUGAAUCUGAAUCAUUCGAACUUCAUGCUGUGUACGGUGGUGAACCAGAACCAACAGUGCGUUGGUAUCACAAUAAUAAAGAGAUCGUUGAGAAGAGCAAUGUAGCAAUAACUGCUGGUAAGAAACGCGGUGAAUCAACGCUGACCGUUUCAAACUGCAAGCCUGGUGUUGACGAUGGCAUUUAUUCGUGUCAUAUCGAAAACGAAUCUGGACAUGUGGCCGAUGAAACUGUCGUGAAAAUCGCAGCCAAAAAGAAGGUUGCCGAAGAAGUGGUCGAGGAGGUCACUACAAGAAGGCAAACAGGAAGUGCGCCUGAAGUGCUCAAGCAGUUGGCCAAUGAGACCACAUCAGCCGGGCAGCAAUUCGCACUUGCAUGUCGAGUGAUGGCGAAUCCGAAAGGACAAGCCGCAUGGUUCAAAGAUGACGAGAGAAUCACUGGAUCUGGUCGAUUCGAGAUCCAAACUCAAGACGCUGGAAUCUAUCGAUUGGUGUGCCAUAAUGCAAACAUCAACGAUUCUGGUACUUAUUUAUGCGUUGUGACAAACGCUAUCGGUAUUGUGCAGUCAUCUUGUGAGGUGUGUUUUCAGUCAAUCACUUUUCCGUUAAAAACAGCAUUGGCUGGCUCAAACGUCACCAUGAAGUGUCGUGUUGUGGGUACUCCAGAUCCGCAGGCGAUUUGGAUGAAGGAUGGUGAGCGAUUGAGCACAAGUCGUCGACUUAAGCUUAGUUUUGCUGAAGACGGCUGGUGCUCGUUGGCAAUAACCAAUUGCAACAGUGCUGACACUGGAGUUUAUUUGUGUUCGGCACAUAAUACACUUGGUGUUGACUGUACACAAGCAAUGCUGACAAUCGCUGAACAAGCUGGCCCAGAUUCGCAUUUGAUAACGGCCGAAGAUAAGGAGAAACUCUAUCGCAAGCCAUACUUCACACGUGCUCCUGCGCCAGUUGUUGAAACUAUCGAAGGAUCUAAGGUUAAACUCGUCAGCCGAGCAGUCGGCGUACCAGGUCCAACGGUUGUUUGGAAGAAGGAUGGAAAAGAGAUAUCGAAAAGAACUCGAAAUUACGAGAUUCGUUUGACUGGUGAAGGCGAAUCUGUGCUCACAAUUGAUUGUGUUGUCGCUAAGUCAGCGGGUAUUUUCACAUGUGUCGCGAAGAAUGCAGAAGGAGAAGAAUCGGUUGAGACACAACUGAUUGUACACACUCAUCUGCAUAAGAAACCAAAAGCAGAAGCCCCAUCAUUCACGGUUGAUCUUGUUGACAAAGGCGUCGCAGUCGGGCAUCCGGUUGUGCUGAAAUGUGAAGUGCACGGUGUGCCUGAGCCACAACUUAAGUGGUUUUUCGUUGAUGAUUCGCGCAAGAUGACUCAACUGAAGACAACCGUUGGAUCAGCAUGGGUUGAAUGUCAUAGAGGUGAAGUAUCUGAGCUGAAAACAGAUUCAGCUGUUAGCACUCAUCAGGGUACUUAUCAAUGUGUUGCGAUCAACGAACACGGCAAAGCGAUCUCGCAAUGUUAUCUUCUCGUCGGAGAGCCUACCGAUGAACCAGCUGGACCACCACGUUUCCUGCGAUGUCUUCGUGAUAUUUGGAGUCCAUUAGGAAAGGAUGUGACGUUUGAGAUUGAAGUUGGUGGUUAUCCAUUACCCGAACUGGCCUGUUUUGAAAGGCCUCAUCCAAGCAUAACAUUUCAGAUUACCUAUACCUCUGCGUCUCGAUGCGAGUUGAAAAUUUCCAACAUUGGUUUACGUCAUCUCGGAGCGUAUUCAGUUGAGGCGUCCAACGUUCACGGUGUACUACGUACAACCGCAUCGUUGAACGUCGGUCAACGUCGCGAAGAUACCAAACCACCAGUAUUCUUCCAAGGCAGGUUUUUCACUCGUCACAUUCCCCAAUGACCUGAUGACAGCUCAUUGUCAGUUGUGGCGUCGACGCAUCUUAUUUCCGAGCAAACUGAAUAUCAGAGUGUUGAAAUUCAAAGGCAAUAUGUGAAGCAGGAAAGUAAGAGGAAAGGAGCGGCACCUAAAUUCAUAUUAGGAUUGCAUGAUAUAGAACUUCGCGAAGGUGAUUCAGCUGCUCUCGCUGGAAAGCUUGCUCAAAAGAGACAUCACCGGCUUCCCGGUCGAGGUAGCGCAGCUAAAGGCUUGAAACAGUCGAUCCAAUUCGCUGAAACACUUGCCGAUGAAAAACCGGGUACAUCGAAAACACUCGGCGACGUAACAUCACUCGAGGAAAUACGCUCGGCCAUUGCCGCUCGUAACAAACAGCCAUGUCGACCGAAGUUUAUGGUGAAACCAAAAACAAAGAAAUCAAUCGAAGAGUUCAAAUCACUUCGACUGAAAACCGCAAUAUCGGCAAAUCCAACGCCAAUCGUACAUUGGGAUAAAGCAGGUGUUAUUUUGGAAACUGGCAAUAAAUACUCGAUCUACAACGAUGGCGACUUCUAUUACUUGGAGUUCGACGAAGGCUUCUACAAUUGUACCGCGUCGAAUAGCGAAGGUUUUGUAAUAUGCACGUCCGAAGUUGAAGUUACACCCGCAGAAGAAGGUAAACGUCGCUCAAAGAAACAACCGAAAGAACCCACGUUCAUUGAGGUUUUGCCUGGAAGAAUCAAGGGUGUACUGGGUGAGGCGUUAAGUGUGGAGUGCAGCGUCUCAGGAUAUCCGGCGCCAUCGGUCACGUGGUAUCGUAAUAAUACUAUCUUAAUACCACAGCAUGAUCGAUAUACAAUGCUAUAUGAUGGUGAAACUUCAACACUCAAAUUGGCAAGCUUAACGGUCGCCGAUGCCGGUAAAUACACUUGUUCAGCGGAGAAUCAACUUGGUAGUGUGAAAACUUCGAUGCAGUUGGACGUUGAUUCAAGUGCUGCCUCAACACCACUCGAAGAAGGCAAUCCACCAAAAUUCAGAGUCGAGAAAAUCAAAGAGAUCAUUAAAGGUGAAGACGGUGAUCAAAUCCAGCUGCGAGCUGAACUCAUCGGAGGCACCGAACCAAUAACAAUCCGUUGGCUUCGAAAUAAAGUUGAAAUCACUGACUCGAGUGCCUUCAAAUACGCACGUGAUGGCGAAAAUGUAACGCUGACCAUAGCCGAUGCAUUCCCCGAGGAUGCGGGUGAAUACAUUUGUGAGGCAAAGAAUACAUUUGGUACUGCGAAAUGCACCAUGCGACUUGCCGUUGCGAGUGAGUGUUGUUCAUCUUACCGUAUGCAGGGCCCACAUCUAAGAAGUGAACAAAAAAGUGCUCAUGAGGUAGCGCCAGUGAUUGCUGAAGCUCCAAAGCGAACAACAGUUGAUCCUGGACAUGAGGCAGUCAUAUCGGCCACAGUCCGAGGAUUCCCUGAACCGGUAAUCGUAUGGACCAGACAUGGCGUUCCGAUUGUCGCCAGUGAGAAAUACGAGAUGAGUCAUUCCGAUGAACGAACAACACUGAUUAUCAAGGAUGCAACACGUGAAGAUGCCGGUAAAUAUGAUCUUAAAGCAGUGAACUGUGCUGGAACAGCCACUGCUCAGAUUCAACUGGAAGUCGUCGAAAUUACCGACUCGGAUUCUGUCCUCCCUGCGUUCACGACGUUGCCGAUGUCGAUUCAAUGUCCAAUCGGACAGACGGCUGUUCUCAAAUGUGCUUUUAAGGGUUCACCACAACCGACAGUCUCGUGGUUCCGUGGUGAACAGAAACUGACGUCGGGUCGUGGUGGAAUCGAAAUCACAUCGACAUCGACAACAUCUGAACUUUCGAUACUACAGCUUGGCGAAACCCAUAUCGGGGAGUAUCUGUGCGCAGUGAGAAAUGCGUACGGAGAAGACCUCGCCAGAGCAAAGAUUCUACUUGAAGGUUCAUCAGCAGCAUUACCUCAACGUCGAAGUCGCAAAAUUUGA
Molecule: messenger RNA, 8199 nt
Organism: Anisakis simplex (herring worm)
Lineage: Eukaryota; Metazoa; Nematoda; Chromadorea; Rhabditida; Anisakidae
Source: the annotation of a GenBank genome assembly